Bactrocera latifrons is the source of this 851-nucleotide messenger RNA. Its product is annotated as larval cuticle protein 2-like. The coding region runs from base 390 to 764 and encodes 124 amino acids. The record is from RefSeq and is a predicted model, not a curated record. The transcript has 2 exons. NCBI's taxonomy places the organism in Eukaryota, Metazoa, Arthropoda, Insecta, Diptera, Tephritidae. Gene Ontology annotation, molecular function: structural constituent of chitin-based larval cuticle. Gene Ontology annotation, cellular component: chitin-based extracellular matrix.
UAUAAACAACAWAUAUACGUAAGAAAUGAAAUAAAAUGAAAUGUAAGAGUCUUGCCAAUUAGGCGAAUUGAACCAGUUACCGGUGCAUUUUGGCGACAAACAAUUCAUAACUGAGACGCUCUUACAAUUAGAACAAGUUUUGCUGGAUUUCAUCAGCGGCGUGAUUGCAGAAGCACAGUUAAAGCAACGGSAUUAAAACGCAAUCACAUACACACAGACAUCCACAUAGAUGCAGGGGAGUGAAUUCGCUCACAACAGAUUCCCGAUUUUAUGGAAAUGAAGCUGGCAUAACACCGAACCGCAUCUGGUCUUAUAAAAGCGCCACCAAAUUUGGCAAACAGCAUCAGAAACAAUCGAGUGUUCUAGUCCAAUCCCCACAAAUUUGCAAAAUGUUCAAAUACGUACUACUCUUCACUUUGGUUGCUUACGUCUCGGCCGCCGCUGUCAGCAGUUCCGAUGAUGCUCAUGCCGAAGUCAGUCUACAGAAGUCCGAUGUUCGAUUCAAUGGCUUUGACACCGAAUUGGAGACCAGCAACAGCAUUCACGUCGUGCAACACGGUGAUGAAAAGGGCAACAUCAACGGCGAAUACGGUUGGAUAUCACCCGAAGGCGAACACGUCAUUAUAAACUAYGUUGCCGACGAGAGCGGUUACCACCCACAGAGCGAGCUCUUGCCCACAGCUCCCCCAGUACCAGAGGCCAUCGUCAAGGCACUCGAGUACAUCGCAUCUCACCCCUCAAAGGAAGGAGUCCAGAAGAACUAAAUUUGUAAACUUUGACAUUGUUACGCAUUGAUUAGGAAAGAAUGUGACCGAUUUUCUCUCGUGCAAGAAUAAGAUUUUAUUAUUAUA